AUGCUUCAAUAUAUCCUGGUCCCUCUCGGACGUCCGUUCAAUCAGCUUCAGACGGUGGACGAAUACCUUGCGGGUCACCAUGCGGGCGACACUGGCGUCCCUCCUGAGUGGGGAGGCGUCGGAGACAGCGUCAACGGCCCAUGUGCGAUUGCCGGCAUGUUUGGAUGCGCUCCCGUCAACAGCACCAACGACUACUUCAGGGAUGGAGACGUCCACGAGGGCCCCCCUGUUGUGUAUGCGGCAUCCCCAGCGAUCUUCAUGUAG
This is a messenger RNA of Guillardia theta CCMP2712, 264 nucleotides long. RefSeq lists its product as hypothetical. The coding region runs from base 1 to 264 and encodes 87 amino acids. NCBI's taxonomy places the organism in Eukaryota, Cryptophyceae, Pyrenomonadales, Geminigeraceae. The record is from RefSeq and is a predicted model, not a curated record. The transcript is spliced from 3 exons.